Tribolium madens (black flour beetle) is the source of this 1955-nucleotide messenger RNA. It is a transcript of the gene Es2, whose product is annotated as splicing factor ESS-2 homolog. The transcript is spliced from 4 exons. Gene Ontology annotation, cellular component: catalytic step 2 spliceosome. The coding region runs from base 549 to 1910 and encodes 453 amino acids. NCBI's taxonomy places the organism in Eukaryota, Metazoa, Arthropoda, Insecta, Coleoptera, Tenebrionidae. The record is from RefSeq and is a predicted model, not a curated record.
GUUACAGUUUCCUACUUUUAUGACAUUUGAGGUUAUUUCCCGAUUUUUAAAACUGAGUUCAAAAGUGUCUCGCAUUUUACUUCAAGCAACUUUUACGUAUUUUUAAAAAAUCUAUAAAAAAAACAUAAUUACCUAAGUUUUCUUAUACUAAGGACACAAUAUUCACAUAGGCCUUUAUAUAUCAUGUGAUUUUUUUACCAAAAACAAAUUGGAAAAAAGUACCAGCAAAUUAUAUUAAAAUGCUUAUAACUCCAAAUAUAGGUUAAUGCACAUGACACCUUUAUCUACUCACCCCUUCAAUUAAGUCCCAUCAAUAAAUAUCGGGAUCAAAAAGUCAGUUUUACAAUUUCUUUUUCUUAAAAGAGAUGAGUAAGCUUCAAAAAUUUGAUUAAAAAUGCAAAAUCUGACUUUUGAACUCUUACAGUUUUCUGUAAUACAACUAGUACCAUCUAUCCUUCAAAUGUCUAAAUUUGUAAAAAAAAGAAAACUGUGUGUGAUUAACUGACACCUAACCUAAAAAUUGUAAAAUCGAGGAAAAUUUGUUAAAAAUGGGUGAAAACGUGGAAAAUACCCCUGGACGACAAGCUAUAGCCGUAAUGAAGGACAUCCAGAGGGAAAUAAUCUUCAAAAAACCGGUAGGAACACCUCGGAAACGACUCAAAGAGAAGGUUUUGGAUGAAGACACAUAUGUCGAGCAUAUUGGUAAGAUUAUCCAACGUGAUUUUUUCCCCGACCUUGAGAAACUUAAAGCCCAGAAUGAGUACUUGGAAGCGGCUGAAAGAAACGAUGUGACAAAAAUGAGACAACUUUAUAUGAAAUACAGCGGAAGUAGACCACCAACACAGAGGAUACCAAGUCCUGCGACUUUUGAAACACCUGUUCACAACUCAUUUGAGACUGAGACUCCGCCCAAACCACCCCCUGAGAAAAGUGAACCAAAACUGAGUUUAGACCAAUUCCUGAAUUCGCACACCUCUGAAGAUAAUCGAAGUUUCAGUGAGAUUUUGGCCGAAUCCGAGAAAAAACACCAAGAGAAAUAUUCAUUUUUGUACAAAGAGGAGGGUAAUAGUGAGAAAGAGAGACUGGAACAGUUGGCAUUACCGUCAAUUGACAAACAAGGGGAAUUACCGGAGAAAAAACUAAAUGUUGACACUUGGAGUUACAAAAACAAAAAUUACAUAAUGUACAUCCCUGAUGGGGUCCCCCUUACCCAAGAAGAAGAAAUGGAAUUGAAUAAAAACCGCCAAGAAGUCGUCCAUUCCAACACUCGCCUUAUCAUCAACCCAUUUAAUGACACCCAAAGCAAGGAGGCUAUCACUGAAUUAGCGAAAACCCAGGCGAAAAUCCACGAUGGUAAAAUCGGCGUCGACGGUAAGGAACUAAUGAAAGACACGCCCCAAAUCCGGGGGUUUUCCUUCGUGAAAACCCCCUCGCCCCAUCCCAACCUCCCUGACACGCCGUUGAUGACAUGGGGGGAGAUCGAAGGAACCCCCUUUCGGCUUGACGGCAGCGACACCCCCCUGCCUCACUCGCAGGGCCCCUCGUUUAAAAUGUCGGAGCCCCCACGACGCGAGCAAAUCGCGAUUGCAUUGGCGGAGAAAGUGGGGGAGAAGAACAGAGAUAGGAAACAGAAGGCUAUGGAGGCGGCGAGGAGGCGGUUUGCGACGCCGUCCCCACGGACGACGGAUAGGUUGGCGACCAUGUCGCCGGCGGCGAGACGAUUCGCCACCGCCAAGUUGGGGUUAAGGGGCGAUUUUAUGACGCCGAGUCCGAAGAGGGCCACGCCGGGGACCCCCAAGAGGGUGGUCACGCCGAAAAUUAAUUUGGGGAUCAAGAAAGUCGAUAAUUUGACCGAUGAUUUGCUGAAGAUUAGUGUUCCGAAGAGGCACAAAGCGGCCGAUUUUUUUUAAUCGGGGAUUGUAUUUUUUUGGUUAAUAAAUAUUUAUUAAAGUUGA